Molecule: messenger RNA, 1694 nt
Organism: Bactrocera latifrons
Lineage: Eukaryota; Metazoa; Arthropoda; Insecta; Diptera; Tephritidae
Gene: Hydr1
Product: phospholipase ABHD3
Exons: 9
Coding region: 402-1634 (410 amino acids)
Biological process (GO): medium-chain fatty acid catabolic process; medium-chain fatty acid biosynthetic process
Molecular function (GO): acetylesterase activity; monoacylglycerol lipase activity
Source: RefSeq, a predicted model, not a curated record
AUUUACCAAACAGAAGUCGACAGCUGAUUGACGCUCUCUUACUUAUUAUAUUGUUGUUAUAUUAUUAAAUUUUGUCCUGUAUAUACAUGUACUAAUAUUAGUGUACAAUAAGAUAACAAGUGAUAAGAUUACAAUCCGGUAAUCAAUUAGAAAGAAGAAACCAUAGGAAAACACGUCAAAUUACCGGCAAUCAAGGUUUAACAUUGAAAUGAGUCAGAAAAUAUUGGAUAAAUCAAUAUUGUUUUGUGAUUUUGAAGUAACUAUAAAUAAAUACAGUUGCGGAAUAUUUGGCGAUUAGUUAAAAAGAACUUUGCCCAUCUAUAGUUCAAUAAGUUGACUUUGAUCACAAUAAAACUCAAAUACGGACUUUGAGCACUUAUACUUAUACUAUAUUCUGCAAGAUGCUGGAUUCACUUUACAGUUAUUGGGCAAAUUUACCAGGUUAUCAUGUAUUAGGUUUCGGAUUAAUCGCCUAUUUUACCUAUUAUCUUAUACUAGUGGUUAAACGCCCCACAUUUGUUUGCGCCGAAGGACCACUUAAAAAUUAUCUUCUGCGGGAAAUACCAACAUUGAGUGUUAAGUUUUGGCCUACAUUUUGGUGUUUAGACAGUCGCGCUCAAACAGUUUUUGCCAGUGUCUUACGUUCCAAAGUUAUACCCCCUAUUAGCUAUAAAAGGGAAAUUUACACUCUGAAAGAUGGAGGCGAAGUAGCUUUGGACUGGAUGGACACGAAUUGUAAUUCCAAUUCGCCUUGUAUUAUUAUUUUGCCCGGCUUGACAGGUAAUUCUCAAGACGAAUAUGUAAAGUGCCUAGUAUACGCGGCCAAUAAUUCUGGCAUACGUGUUAUCGUCUUUAAUAAUCGCGGACUUGGUGGUGUAACUAUCAAAACGCCACGCCUCUACAAUGCCUGUAACUGUGAGGAUUUGGCUGAGGUAGUGCAACAUGUUCGAAAUGUAUUGCCUGCACACUGCAAAAUAGGAGCUACUGGUGUUUCGAUGGGUGGCCUAGUGUUGGGUAAUUAUUUGGCACGUAGAAGCCAGGAAGCGCGGACAUAUUUAUCGGCAGCUAAAAUAAUUUCAGUACCUUGGAAUGUGCAUAAAGCUAUUGAUAGUAUAGAACAACCUAUUUUAAAUAAUCUUCUCGGACGUAUAUUAACACAAAACAUGUAUCGUACGUUAAAGAGAAGUGGACUGCACGAACAUCAGGAACUCGAUAUGAAAAGUAUUAAAACGUGCAAAACAAUCAGAGAAUUCGACACCAAUUUUACCAUUAAACAUUUUGGUUAUCGCAGUGUAGAAGAUUAUUACAACGAUGCUACUUUGCAAGAUAAAUUGCAUCACAUCUCCGUGCCACUACUGUGUUUGAGUGCUGCCGAUGAUCCAUUUCAACCGCUUGAUGCCAUUCCCAUCAAAGCCGCAAACGAAAGCAGUCACGUGGCUAUUAUCGUAACUGCUCGUGGAGGCCACAUUGGAUUUCUAGAGGGAUGUUUUCCUUCGGCUAAAGAUCAGUACAUAAGUCGCGUUUUCGUCGAAUACUUUACUAAAGCUUUAUUUGACGAAGAAGGUGAAUUUCAACGAAUUAAAGAAGAUCUUCACCGAAGAUACUUGGAGAAACAUCGGGAUUUCAAAGUUUAAUGUAUUAUUUAAACAUAUUUAUUGAUUAUUUAAUUGGUUAAUUAAUAUUGUUGUUAUUAA